CGCCCCGCUGCCGGCGCCGUCGUGGCGUCCACUUCCUGGCCCUCCCCACCUUCAGCGAGACCAACGAGAGGACACCGCCUGCAUCUAGAGCAGCCUGACAGGAACGUAACCGAGUGGCGCGCGAACGUGGGAGGAAAACCGUGCGCGGCUGCGCUUUCCCGCCCCUGAGCCGUUCUAGACGCGGGGAAAAUGCUUUCUGAAAGCAGUUCGUUUUUGAAGGGUGUAAUGCUCGGAAGCAUUUUCUGUGCCUUGAUCACUAUGCUAGGACACAUUAAGAUUGGUCAUGGAAAUAGAAUGCACGACCAUGAGCAUCAUCACCUGCAAGCUCCUAAUAAAGAAGAUAUCUUGAAAAUUUCAGAGGAUGAACGCAUGGAGCUCAGUAAGAGCUUUCAGGUAUACUGUAUCAUCCUUGUAAAACCCAAAGAUGUGAGUCUCUGGGCUGCAGUGAAGGAGACUUGGACCAAACACUGUGACAAAGCAGAGUUCUUCAGUUCUGAAAAUGUUAAAGUGUUUGAGUCAAUUAACAUGGAAACAAAUGACAUGUGGUUAAUGAUGAGAAAAGCUUACAAAUACGCCUUUGAUAAAUAUAGAGACCAAUACAACUGGUUCUUCCUUGCACGCCCUACUACAUUUGCUAUUAUUGAAAACUUAAAGUACUUUUUGUUAAAAAAGGAUCCAUCACAACCUUUCUAUCUAGGCCACACUGUGAAAUCUGGAGACCUUGAAUAUGUGAGUGUGGAAGGAGGAAUUGUCUUAAGUAUAGAAUCGAUGAAAAGACUUAACAGCCUUCUCAGUGUCCCAGAGAAGUGUCCUGAACAGGGAGGGAUGAUUUGGAAGAUAUCUGAAGAUAAGCAGUUAGCAGUCUGCCUGAAAUAUGCUGGAGUAUUUGCAGAAAAUGCAGAAGAUUCUGAAGGAAAAGAUGUAUUUAAUACCAAAUCUGUUGGGCUUUUUAUUAAAGAGGCAAUGACUAAUCAACCCAACCAAGUAGUAGAAGGAUGUUGUUCAGAUAUGGCUGUUACUUUUAAUGGACUGACUCCUAAUCAGAUGCAUGUGAUGAUGUAUGGGGUAUACCGUCUUAGGGCAUUUGGGCAUAUUUUCAAUGAUGCAUUGGUUUUCCUACCUCCAAAUGGUUCUGACAAUGACUGAAAAGUGAAACAAGAGCGUGUAUAUGAUCAUUGUAUAGGACAUGUGUUGUCAUUAUUUGUAGUAACAGCUACAUAUCCAACACAGAAAUAUGUUUCUUUUUCAGUUUGGUGGCACUGGUUUAUUCACACAUGGAAGUUUAUUAGUAUAUUUUUAAAUAGGGCAGGGGUUUUUUUUCUUAAAACUCAUGCAAAUUUCAGGUGUGUUGGAAAGAAAUGUUAAAAGAAUAAUAAUUUUACAAAUAAAGGAUAUAUUUAUAAUGUAUUUAUGUGAUAAAUUCUAAAUUAUGAUCAUUAAAAAUCCGUGUGGCACAUAUUUUUGCUGAUUGAUUAAAAAUGUGGCGUGUCUUAUUAGCUUUCUAAGAUAUGCAAAUAAAAUCUCUAGUUGUGAAUUUGUGAUUAAAGUAAAACUUUUCACUGUGUGUUUGUUACUUCUAAUGUUGGUUUAUGUUCUAAGCCUCCACAAGUGCCAGUGGAUUUGCUUUCUUCAAAAUACACAACCAAGCAAUAAAGGAAAUGUUCCCAGCCAGUAUUAAAGUGAAAUUUAAAAUCUAUCCCUGAGAGGAAAAGUGAAAAUUACUUGUAAAGGUUAAUAAUUUUCCUGGGAGCUAAUUUAGUGGCAUUACUCAGCACACACAAUUUCAUUGUAAUUCUCUGUACUUCUCUAUGGCGAUACUGAAAUUGAAGUGGUGACUGUAAAGAAUGUAACAUCAUCUGUAUUGUUUCCCAGUUAAUCUGGCUCUCAGCUGUGGCUUGGAUAAAAGUAUAUCAGUUGAGAUUUAUUUACCACUGCAGAGCAAAUGAGUUCUUUGGAAGUCUCCUUUGAAGAACUUCUUUUGGUAUUUUGGCAGUUUCAUUUACCUGCAUUGAAUCUGUCCUGCUUUUGGUUUACCUGUUCAAAUUCUGAGAUUUUUUUCCCCCCAUGUUCAUGGUUGCACUAUAUUCAACUGUUUUUGGUGUGGAGGCCUUAUCCUCACCAUUCACCUUGGAUUUCUAUACCAUUUGCCUAAUUUCAUGGGCUACCCAUUAGCUUUAUGGAUGGCACAUGCAAUACAGUAUAAAUGUGUGAAAUACUUGGAGCUGACUUGUCCUAUAAUCGGGCCUGCACAUGCCAUAUUAAGUCAGAUCCAUAAGGCCCCAUGGGGUGUGAAACCAUGACAUUUUAGAAAUCAAUAUUUCCUGUAACUGGCCUCAUGAUGUUAAUGGUCUCCCACAGCUUUUGCAAACCAGAAAGAAUUUCAUCAAGACGGCCUUGGGCUUCAAAUUAUCGAUCAUCAGAGUAGUGUGUAAAACCCUUUGUUGCAAUUUAUCUGAUUUCCCUCAUUGGGGAUUUUGAUUAAAACUAGGGGUUAUUAAUUUUGAAAAAUAAGAAAAUCUCUUUAUCAAGCACUCUAAUACAUGGUCUUAGAUAUAAUUACUACAAGUCAAAUCAUGUUCAGUGUGAGUACAGUGAUAAACAGUAUCUCACUGUGAUACCCAGUUCACAAGUGUCACCUUGCCCCCAACACCAAUAUAUUAAUUUUUUUUCUACUGUAUUUAUCACCUUCGAUUAUAUUAGCGUAUCAAGAAAAAGCUGUAAUAAGUAUGUCAGAGACUACAUUCCUAGUAGGUACUAAGGUAACAAUUGCUUUUUAAAGCAAAUUGAUGCUCUUAAUUGUAUUCUUAUACGUGAGUAUUCCUUUAGAAAAUGUUGGUUGCUUACAUAGUAUGCUAUCUCAUUGAACUUGGUUGUACCUAGUCUUGUAGAUAAAAUCUGAAUCAGUAACAUAGAAAAUGGUGCUACUAAGGUCAUGAUUACAAAUUUGAUCACCAUGUAUUCAGUAGCCAAAAACUGUAACCCUAACUCCACUAUGUUAUUGAGGAGAGAGUUGGGAAGAAUGGAGGUCUAAUUGAUCAAGACUGUGAAUAUAUUUGACAUAUGGCUGGCUAAUGGCUA
This is a messenger RNA of Camelus dromedarius (Arabian camel), 3078 nucleotides long. RefSeq names its product C1GALT1 specific chaperone 1 (gene C1GALT1C1). The transcript has 2 exons. Gene Ontology annotation, molecular function: N-acetylgalactosaminide beta-1,3-galactosyltransferase activity. NCBI's taxonomy places the organism in Eukaryota, Metazoa, Chordata, Mammalia, Artiodactyla, Camelidae. The record is from RefSeq and is a predicted model, not a curated record. Bases 190 to 1146 code for a protein of 318 amino acids.